This is a messenger RNA of Suncus etruscus (white-toothed pygmy shrew), 1726 nucleotides long. RefSeq names its product interferon regulatory factor 1 (gene IRF1). The transcript is spliced from 10 exons. Gene Ontology annotation, biological process: regulation of transcription by RNA polymerase II; immune system process. Gene Ontology annotation, cellular component: nucleus. The coding region runs from base 119 to 1114 and encodes 331 amino acids. NCBI's taxonomy places the organism in Eukaryota, Metazoa, Chordata, Mammalia, Eulipotyphla, Soricidae. Gene Ontology annotation, molecular function: RNA polymerase II cis-regulatory region sequence-specific DNA binding; DNA-binding transcription factor activity, RNA polymerase II-specific. The record is from RefSeq and is a predicted model, not a curated record.
AGUCCUGGCCCAGCCAGCCGCUCGGGCAUCCUCGCCUCUCUCCUCUCCCUCGCGCCCACCCGCCACCACGCCGGGACCCUCGGACGCCGACGCCGAGCGCUCUUGCAGCAGAGCCAACAUGCCCAUCACUCGGAUGCGCAUGAGACCCUGGCUAGAGAUGCAGAUUAAUUCCAACCAAAUUCCUGGGCUGACAUGGAUUAAUAAAGAGAAGAUGAUCUUCCAGAUACCGUGGAAGCACGCUGCCAAGCAUGGCUGGGACAUCAACAAGGAUGCCUGUCUGUUUCGGAAGUGGGCCAUUCAUACAGGCCGGUACAAAGUAGGAGAAAAGGAGACAGAUCCCAAGACAUGGAAGGCCAACUUCCGCUGUGCCAUGAACUCUCUGCCCGACAUUGAGGAGGUGAAGGACCAAAGUAGGAACAAGGGCACUUCUGCUGUGAGGGUGUACCGGAUGCUCCCACCCCUCACCAAGAACCAGAGGAAGGAGAGAAAGUCCAAGUCCUGUCGAGACGCUAAGAGCAAGGCCAAGAGAAAGUCCUGUGGGGAUUCCAGCCCCGAUGCCUUCUCUGAUGGACUCAGCAGCUCCACCCUGCCCGAUGACCACAGCAGCUACACAGUUCCGGGCUAUCUGGGGCAGGACUUGGAGGUGGAGCGGGCCCUUACUCCAGAGCUGCCAUCCUGUGUUGGCUGCCUUCUCCCAGAUUGGCAAGUACCCAUGAACAUUAUGCCAGACAGCACCAGCGACUUGUAUAACUUCCAGGUGUCCCCCAUGCCUUCGUCCUCUGAAGUGGCCACAGAUGAGGAUGAGGAAGGGAAAUUGCCUGAGGAUAUCAUGAAGCUCUUGGAGUCAGAGUGGCAGCCGACAGACGUGGAUGGGAAGGGAUUUCUGCUCAACGAACCAGGCAUCCAGCCCGUCUCUGACCUCAGCUGCAAGGAGGAGACUGAAGUUGACAGCCCUGGGGGAGAUCUGGGGAUGUAUCGGGUUUUCACAGAUCUGAAGAAUAUGGACUCCAGCAGCUGGCUGGAGACACUGUCAGUGUGCACAGACAACAUGAUCACCCCAGUCAGGCUGACCUCUUCCAUCUCUUCCAUCCAGGCCAUUCCCUGUGCACCGUAGCAGGACCCCACCUCCUGAACUCCUUUGCUAGGCAAACAGGACCUGACAUCCUGGUGGCUAAAGCGUAGAGAAAAAGUGGUUUCUGUGGGCUCCUUGCCCUGGCAGUAUGACUGCUGCUGAAAGGGGAUAGGGGUCUUCCUCCUUGGGUCAUUGGCCUUGCACAAGCUGGUGAGCCAGAGACUGGGCUCAUCAUAUAGGGUGAAGCCGGCCCUGCCUCCACAGAAGAUGGGGUUCUGAGUUGGUGUAUUCGUGGAGAGCUGUGAACCUCCUCCCCUCGGUCCCUUUAAGUCCAGCUGCCUUGAGAAGGUCUUGCCGACAUGGACCCCAGGGCUCUCUCUGCACUAACAGACAAUUGCACUAAGUGAACCCUGUUCCCAAGGAACUGCCUCCCUUCCCAGCUGAGCCCUGGGGACUGACUGUUCCAAAGCCAGUGAAAUGUGAAGGAAACCAGGUGUUCUGUGGGACAGUGUUCCCUCUGCCUCUUGGGGGCUCUGUUCCCCUCCCUGUUUGGGCUGAGGGAUUUGGGCGAAAACCAUGGCACUUUUUCUGUGGACCUUGCCACAUGUUUGAUCAGAGGUGUACACUAAAUUUCCCCCACCAAGCUCCUCGUCU